Molecule: messenger RNA, 1313 nt
Organism: Macaca mulatta (Rhesus monkey)
Lineage: Eukaryota; Metazoa; Chordata; Mammalia; Primates; Cercopithecidae
Gene: SNX20
Product: sorting nexin 20
Biological process (GO): protein transport
Cellular component (GO): early endosome membrane
Molecular function (GO): phosphatidylinositol phosphate binding
Source: RefSeq, marked provisional
AACGGGGAACUUAGAAAGUGUCAGUCCCUCGGCUGGUCGCCGGAGCUGAGAACCAAGAGCUCGAAGGGGCCAUGUGACACUCCUCCCGGACCCCUGGACACGCACAGCCCCAGAGACUGGAGGCUUGGAGCAUGGCAAGUCCAGAGCACCCUGGGAGCCCUGGCUGGAAGGGACCCAUAACACAGUGCACAGCAAGGACCCAGCAGGAAGCACCAGCCGCUGGCCCUGACCUCCCGCACCCAGGACCUGACAGGCAUUUAGACAUGCAUAGUGGCCUGAGCUCCAACUCCAGCAUGACCACGCGGGAGCUCCAGCAGUACUGGCAGAACGAGAAAUGCCGCUGGAAGCAUGUCAAACUGCUCUUUGAGAUCGCCUCAGCUCGCAUCGAGGAGAGAAAAGUCUCUAAGUUUGUGGUGUACCAAAUCAUCGUCAUCCAGACUGGGAGCUUUGACAACAACAAGGCCGUCUUAGAACGGCGCUAUUCCGACUUCGCAAAGCUCCAGAAAGCGCUGCUGAAGACGUUCAGGGAGGAGAUCGAAGACGUGGAGUUCCCCAGGAAGCACCUGACGGGGAACUUCGCGGAGGAGAUGAUCUGCGAGCGUCGACGCGCCCUGCAGGAGUACCUGGGCCUGCUCUACGCCAUCCGCUGCGUGCGCCGUUCCCGGGAGUUCCUGGACUUCCUCACGCGGCAGGAGCUGCGCGAGGCGUUCGGCUGCCUGCGGGCCGGCCAGUACCCGCGCGCCCUGGAGCUGCUGCUGCGCGUGCUGCCGCUGCAGGAGAAGCUCACCGCCCACUGCCCCGCGGCCGCCGUCCCGGCCCUGUGCGCCGUGCUGCUGUGCCACCGCGACCUCGACCGCCCGGCCGAGGCCUUCGCGGCAGGAGAGAGGGCCCUGCAGCGCCUGCAGGCCAGGGAGGGCCAUCGCUACUACGCGCCUCUGCUGGACGCCAUGGUCCGCCUGGCCUACACGCUGGGCAAGGACUUCGUGUCUCUGCAGGAGAGGCUGGAGGAGAGCCAGCUCCGGAGGCCCACGCCCCGCGGCAUCACCCUGAAGGAGCUCACCGUGCGAGAAUACCUGCACUGAGCCGGCCUAAGACCCCGCAGGGACGCUGGAGAUUUGGGGUCACCAUGGCUCAUGGUGGGCUGUGUGGGGUUCUUCUUCUUCUUUUUUCCUUUUUCCUUUUCUUUUUUGUUAUUUGAGACAGUCUUGCUCUGUCACCCAGUCUGAAGUACAGUGGCUCAAUUAUGUCUCACUGCAGCCUCAAACUCCUGGGCACAAGCAAUCCUCCCACCUCAGCCUCCCAAGUAGCUGGGA